AUGGCGGACGGCGCGGAAACCUGUGUGACUUUAUUCUCUCAAUCCAGUAAAGUUUUCGUUUGGAACCCUGAAGAUGCUGAGAAAAUUCGUGUUGAAUAUCGCAUAGUUGGAUCACUCAUUGGAUCACUACCUCGUAAACCAAAACAGAACCAUUGUUUUUCUUUGCCGCUUCUUCUUUCGCAAGCAGAGGCCACGUUACUUUUGAACAAGGGACUGGCAAGGAUGUUUGACUUACCGGAAAAUCUCCCGGUUCCAUCGAAUGAAGAAGUUAAGACGUUUCAUGAGCUUCGCCAUGACAGCGUUGUUAAACAGAGAGAGUUGUUUGAAAGAGAAAGAGAAGAAAAGCAGGUGGAAUUAGCAGAAAUUAUCGAGGAGGGAAGAAGGAGGAAGAGAAAACUGAGAGAGAAAGAUGAAAAUGUAACUAGUCCAGUAAAAAAAGUGAAAAGUGAAGAAUUAGAAGAAGGCAAUCCUGAAAAAUGCAACCAAAAGGAGGAAAAAGUUGCUAAUCAAUUGGAUUCGAAAGGUAAUAUAGACAAUGGUUUGACAACUAAUGAAGAAUCAGUAAGAAAAACUGAUAGCAUUGAGGCCCAUCACAUUGAAAUUGAAUUGGGUUGUAAACGUAAGGACAAGUCUAGCUUGCAGAGAGUGUCACCUAACCGUGAUAUUAAUCAUGAGGAAACAAAGGCCUUGUCUGCCCUUGGAACUUUAAUUCACAUUCCAACAAUUAUGCCAUCACAAAGACUGCAGACUCUUUCAAUAGCACAUUGGACAUACCCCCACACAGAAACUGAAAAGCUGCAUUACAGGGUAUUUUUGGACUUAUGGGAAAAAGGAUAUUAUUUAACAUCUGGUGUUAAAUUUGGAGGAGAUUUACUAGCAUAUCCUGGUGAUCCAUUCAGGUAUCACUCAUAUUUCAUUGUUAUUAUUGUUCCAUGGGGAAAGAAAAUUACUCCAUUUGAGAUGAUCUCAGCUGGAAGACUGGGUGCUACUGUUAAAAAAACAGCCCUUAUUUGUUCUAUAAAUGAUGAGACAGAUGAAAUUUUGUAUACAUCCAUCAAGUGGAGUGGGAUUAGUUAAAAAUUUAAAGUGUUAAUGAUACAAACAUUUUGGAUUAAUUUUUGUGAAUUCUGAUUUUAAAAAUUUGAAGAGACACCAUUACCUUAUUGGUGAAUUAAAACAAUGACUAGGUGAGCAAAUGAUGUAUUUUCCUUUGAAUUUCACUUUAUGUUUAAACCAAGGGAACACAAGAAGCAUUUCCAUCACGGAGCUAUGGGUGGUUGAACUCCUGCCUUUGUCUAUUCUCCUUUGCUUCUCUGGUUUUCAAUGUUGGUGUAAUUAUUGGUGUGAUGUGUUUUCUUUCAUUGUUCCUUUUCACUUGUGUAACAAAAUUAGAUAGGAAAGAAGACUGGUUAUGAUCAAAUGAAAUUGCUUUCUCAGUGCUCAUCACCUAAUAUGUACAUAUCUCAGACGUUGGUUGUAAUUUUUCAAUGAUUAGGUGGAUUAAAAAAAAACAUAAUUGUCACAGACUUUACAGGCCUUUGUGUAUCUCUUAGGCUAAUGGGACAAGCAUUGUGAGCACAGAGCCUGUAAAUAAAAAUAAAAAAUACUGUAGAGCUUAAUUGUAUAAAGAAAAAUGUUUUUUUCACUUUCUAUGGUGAAACUUGAUGAUAAGCACUGUCUACUUCGGUGUAGGGCAUCAACAAUGAAGUGUGAAGGUCUGGAGUUUCAAUCCUUGUGAGAGAGACUCAGAUUUUUUGUCUCGUUUAUAGAGAUCAAAGAAUAUUUUUUUCACUGGUUGAACAAUCAAAAAGAACAAUGUCUUUCUUUUUUAUUUACAUACACAUGAUCAAUGGAAUGAUACUUUGUAUACAAUAACACUGUGUAUCAAAAUGUGAUUUGAAAAAAAUUCAUGGCUUUGGA
Messenger RNA from Pocillopora damicornis (cauliflower coral), 1920 nucleotides. RefSeq names its product tRNA-splicing endonuclease subunit Sen34. The record is from RefSeq and is a predicted model, not a curated record. Gene Ontology annotation, biological process: tRNA-type intron splice site recognition and cleavage; tRNA splicing, via endonucleolytic cleavage and ligation. Gene Ontology annotation, cellular component: tRNA-intron endonuclease complex. Gene Ontology annotation, molecular function: nucleic acid binding; tRNA-intron lyase activity. Lineage: Eukaryota; Metazoa; Cnidaria; Anthozoa; Scleractinia; Pocilloporidae.